Molecule: messenger RNA, 2540 nt
Organism: Lutzomyia longipalpis
Lineage: Eukaryota; Metazoa; Arthropoda; Insecta; Diptera; Psychodidae
Gene: numb
Product: protein numb
Exons: 5
Coding region: 904-2439 (511 amino acids)
Source: RefSeq, a predicted model, not a curated record
UAUUUUAGUUAGUUAUUCGGCGGCAACCGUUACUGGUUUACAGGUCUCUUGGCCUCGGUUAGCAUUAAAAAAUUCCCCGAAAUGCCUUUAUUCUUUUUUUCCAACUCACCUCCUUAAGUGAAUCUUUUUUUUUACAAAAUAUACUUUUAUAGUUAUCUCUCGGACAUACAUAGUUCUUGUGGCAUCAAUCGUCAUUUUUGUUUCUCUGUGCAAGACUUCCCUUCCAUUGAAUCUCUUCUUGAAAUUGGCGUGGGGUGCUUACGGUGUUACAAAAGAAAAUUACUUUUCAAUGUGAAUACUAUUUUUUUUUGCUAUUUAGUGCAACAUAUUUUAUGUACUUAAUCUCUGGCAUUUUAUUUUACAAGACAAAGUAGAAAAAAAAAGAAGUGAGAACAUUUUUUUUACCUUUAGUCUUACCUUUAAAAUGUGAAAUUACUAAUUCACAGUGCAAAAGCAUAUUUUGUGUGUAUGUGUUCCAUAUAGGCAGCGAGUUUCCCAUACAAAGGAAAAGCGAGAAAAGAAGGAGAAAAAGAGUGAAUUACGAAUGGUGUGAAAGAGAAAACAAAGGUGUAUUAAAAACGCCCCGAAUUUAAUAUGGUGACUCAGAAAUUCUGUUAAGUAGGGUUAAAUUCUACCUUAAAAAAAUGUGAUUUUACUACCUAAUUUAAUUUCAAAGAAUAUAAAAGAAGAUUAACAAUUUGUCGUCGUCGUUGUAUAAAUUUCUUUGCAAAUGGACAGAAGAUAAUUUAAUUUGAGUGCCAUAUUCAAAAUAAGAAAAAAAGUGAAAUUUUCAUCGUGAAAAUUAACUGAAGUAAAUAAGUAAAAAAAGACGAAAUCACAGAAGAAUUAAAGAAAAAAGUGUGUUAAUUGGCAAAGUGCGAAGGAAACGCUAUUCUUGUCACAAUGGGAAACUCAUCAUCAUCACAUCACGAACCACUGGAUCGAGGCGGUUUUACAAGAGGCACUUUUGGAGAUGCGAAAUCAGCAUCAAUUCGUCAAAGUAAAAAAUCACCCCGGAAAAUGGAUCGUUUAAGGCGAUCUUUUCGUGAUUCUUUUCGUAGGCGAAAAGAACGUGUACCAGAAUCAUCUAAACCACAUCAAUGGCAAGCAGAUGAGGCAGCUGUUAGAUCUGCAACAUGUUCAUUUGCAGUUAAAUACUUGGGUUGUGUCGAAGUCUACGAGUCACGUGGGAUGCAAGUUUGCGAGGAAGCCCUUAAAGUUCUCAGGAAUUCCAGACGUCGGCCUGUUCGUGGGUUGCUUCAUGUGAGCGGUGAUGGACUUCGUGUGGUUGAUGAUGAAACAAAGGGAUUAAUUGUUGAUCAGACAAUUGAGAAAGUGAGUUUUUGUGCUCCAGAUAGAAAUCACGAGCGUGGUUUCAGCUACAUUUGUCGCGAUGGGACAACACGGCGUUGGAUGUGCCAUGGAUUCUUGGCAAGCAAGGAUUCCGGGGAGCGCCUAUCGCAUGCUGUGGGGUGUGCAUUUGCCGUUUGCUUGGAAAGGAAGCAACGACGUGAUAAGGAAUGCGGUGUGACGAUGACAUUUGAUCUCAAGAAUUCAACAUUCACGCGCAGCGGAUCUUUUCGACAGCAAAGUCUCACUGAACGUUUGGCUGAGGGUACAGCACCAAUGGCAACAGUUGCACCACAGCCGAAACCCUUCAAUCCAUUUGCAAUUGAAAGGCCACACGCUACGCCAUCAAUGUUGGAGCGUCAAGGUAGUUUUCGGGGAUUCAGCAAUUUAGGCAGUGGGUCUCCAUUCAAACGCCAAAUGUCGUUACGCAUAAAUGAUCUUCCGUCCAAUGCUGAACGCCAACGGGCCUUCCUUGAUCUUGCCACACCACAAUCACAGAGAUCUGUCUCACCAAUCCCGGAGGUGUCACCGCAUCAAAUCACAGGAUUGGAUACAGUUAGUCAGCUAUGCCAGGAAAUGAGUCAAGAAUUGAAUUUUCUCGCUAAGAGUGAUGAUCUAGAUCUAGACUUUGCAAAUACAGCAAAAGACCCCAAUAGUGCAGCUGUACUUCUCAAUUCAGCCCCCACUAGUCCAGAGGGAGCUGUAGGUAUAAGUGGCGGAAAGAUCGCAUCCACUAGCCCCUCUGUGGUGUCUCCCACAUCACCCACGGCAUAUUCUCAGCCACCAGCAACUAGCCGCUCACCCGUAGCUGCUUCAUUGCCGUCACCAACAAAAGUUGUACCCAUUGAAGCUGCGCAUAACUUACCGAAUGCUGACCAGUGGUUAGGGCAGGUGGCACAAAAUCCAUCUCCACCAAUCCCACGAAGAGCUCCGCCACUUCAUGCACGCACAAAGUCUCUCAGUAGUGCUGCAGAUCCAUUUGAUGCUGAAUGGGUGGCACCAAUUGUUAAAACUGAGUCAGGGCACAAUACGAAUCCUUUCAUAUCACCACCCAAACCACCCGCUGAAUCUUUUCAAGUCCAACUAUAGACAAAUUAAUUAAUCCCUCCCUCUUCUUUACUUGAUGCCCCAUCUUCUUGUACUUACUUACACAAAUGAUUAUGAAAUAUAAUUCCACCGUGUUUCACAAA